This is a messenger RNA of [Torrubiella] hemipterigena, 1695 nucleotides long. The record is from the annotation of a GenBank genome assembly. Lineage: Eukaryota; Fungi; Ascomycota; Sordariomycetes; Hypocreales; Clavicipitaceae.
AUGCAGCAGAAGCGCAAGCGUGGCGACGGAAACCUUUCGCCCUCGCCCGAUCCUGCGCGCAAAGCAGCAGCCGCAGCAGCUGUAAGACCGACGCGUCAGACGCCCGUGUAUCCGCCGCCGAUACCCACGCACAGCCCGCCUAAGCUUGUAUCUGCUACCCCGGUACCGCUGCCUGUGUUUCCGACGUCACCAGUGCAGCAGGUGAAGAAGCAGCCGCAGCCACAGAAGCAGCAACAGUCACAGAGAAAAAAGAGCGGAAGGAUGAGCGGCAUCGUGGCGACGAGUGGAGGAUUUGGUAAGGAGAAUAUCCGGCCUGCUGCGGAAGAAGAGACACCGCCGCAGUUUGGCAAGCAGGUACAACAGCAGCAGCAGCUUCUACAACAGCCCCAACAACAGCAGCAGCAAAGACUACCGGCAACACGAGUCGAGAGAAUGAUCCCGCCGUCCGUGACGCCCGUACCAGCGCCGAAGCCGCCCGUCGUGGAAAAGAAACUCAGUGCCGACCGCAAUAUUGACAUGGUGGUGCUGGGCAACUUGUGCUUCAAGACAUGGUAUCCGAGCUACUACGGCAAAGAGGUGCUGGGAGAUACGUCGGGGAAUAGUGCCCGCGGGGCCAAGGACUACGAUGCGAAGCACCAUAAAAAGGGCGAGACGGCGAUGCUGGACAGGCUCUAUGUGUGUCCGCACUGUUUCAAGUACGCAAAGGAGAUUGUUACAUGGUGGGGACAUCUGCGGGCUUGCGAGCAAAAAGGCACGAUCCCAGGUCGCAAGAUUUAUACACAUCCGAGGGGAGUUCGAAAGGUGCUUGUUGCGCAGGAGAGACCCGGCGUGAAGAAGCGCCGUGGCGAAGGAGUACGAUACGUAGAAGAGGUGGUUCGCGAUGAAGGCGAAUGGAGUGUCUGGGAAGCAGAUGGCGAGGUUGACGGGCUCUUUUGCCAGAACCUCUCGCUCUUUGCAAAGCUCUUCCUCGACAACAAGUCGGUGUUCUUCGACGUCACGGGCUUCAAUUAUCUACUACUUGUCUACACGCCGCCCGUCACAGCGUCUACACCAACACCGAUCCCACAGGUCACGGGCUUCUUUUCGAAAGAGAAGAUGUCAUGGGACAACAACAAUCUUGCGUGUAUCCUAGUGUUCCCCCCGUGGCAGCGUAAAGGACUCGGUGCUCUGCUUAUGGGCGUAUCCUACGAGAUCUCGCAGCGCGAGGGCAUCCUUGGUGGACCCGAGAAGCCUAUUUCGGACCUAGGCAAGAAGGGUUACAGGCGGUUUUGGACUGGCGAGAUUGCGCGCUGGCUGCUAGAGCUGGACGUGACAACGGACAGUGAGACUAUUAUCGACGUGGACGACGUCAGCCGCGGGACGUGGAUCUUUGGUGAUGACUGUCUUGGUGUUUUACGUGAGAUGGGCAUCAUGGAAGAUGGCGGCAUCGGCGCAGGCAAAGCGGUACCUGUUGAGCCACAGGAUGAAGACGAGGACCAAGAGCAAACCGAGCAAGAGCCCAAGCCGGUCAAGACUAUGCCACGGGUGAGAGUCGACAAGGAAGCCAUUCGAAGGCACGUUGCGCUGCACCGAAUCAACUUGGAGAAGGUGUGCGACCCAGACGGCUUUGCAGAGGGAUAUGCGCUGCCCGAGGUGGAUGAGGACGAGGAAGAAGCCGAGGAGGAGGAUGAAGACGCGGAUGAGCAGGACGAGUAA